GACCGGGCCCCGGCGCCGGCGCCGGCGGGAGAGGCGCCCGGGGCCGGCGCAGCCGUUUCCCUCCAGGGGACCUCCUCCAGGCGGCCCCGGGGGACGGGAGGCAGGGGUCCCAGCCCAGGGUCCCCGGGUCUCCGGAGCUGCUCUCUCCACACCCCGACUCCGGGAACCAGCUCGGGGCGCAGGCGGGGUGUGCGCUGCUUUCUGCGGCUCCGGCGGGGGCACGUGGGCCCAGGGGACCCUGAGGCCUGGAGGGGGAUCCGGACGCAGACGUUUGGGGGAGCCCGACAGCCCGGGAUUCACCAACGGCCACCACAAAGCUUAAAACCCACGAGGAGGCCCUGGAGCCCGCGAUCUCUGGGACCCGCGCUUCGCGUCCGGCAAGCUGUGCCGCGCGCUUCGGCGCGAGAGGCAGGGGCAACCGCGGCCGGUGGUUGCGGGAACAAUUCGGGAAGUCCCUGCCCGGCAGUGAUCGGCGGUGACUGCAGGGAGGUAGCCACGGCGGCCCUCGCCAAAGCAAGCAGAUUAUCGGAGCCCUUUCAGAGCGCGCACAACAAAUGCGGCCGCCCUGGAAAGCAGCAUUUACCGGCGCAGAUCCGCGCGCUGAUGGGCAGGCAGAUAGCGUCCGCGGGGGGCGCCGUGUGCGCCGGGCCACCGAGCGCCCCCCCAGUGCCCUGCGUGCGUGGAGGGACACGUGGGCGUGGACAUGCAGCAAACCACUAUGCAGUGUGCGUGCAACUGUGCCAAGCAAGUGUGCGGCCCGAAGCACCGGUGUGCACGCUCGUGGCAAGCCUAGGCGCGGAGUGUCCGGCCACCGCCGCGGAGCGCGCACCGUGCACGCAGGUGCCGCAUGCGGGCGCGGGGCCGGCGGGACGCUCGGAGAGGGAAGAGUGGGUGUGCACGCCCAGUGUGGCGGGUGGUCACGCUGAGUGCCUCGACGUCCCCGCUGGAGGUGCAGUUCCGGAGCGCAAGGCAGAGAGGGUGUUCGGCGCGCGCAGGUCGCCCUCUACCGUGUGCGCCUCGCGGGCUGCAGACUUGCGAGGGUGUGCGCGUCCGUACCCGCUACCUGGGCGAGCGCCUCGCGUGUCUUUGGGGUGUGCGCGGCCCCACGGGGGGACCGCCCUCGGGCAGCUUUCUGCCCAGGGGAAGCUAGGGGCGCAGCAAGCUGCGGGUGUAGACCCUGCAUCGUGGGGAAGAGACAGAUCUGUGUGUGCGGGUGUGAUGGACGCCAAGCAGCUGGGCGGAUUGCACCGCGUGCCAGGAGCGUUUGCGAUGGGAGAGUGUACCGGGAUGGAGCCUAGAGGGGUGGCCCGAGGAGUUUGGGGACGCCCGGGGUUCCUGGCCCAAGGCCUCUCCGCCGCUCUCCAGAGCUGGGCCAGCAGACCCAAACCCCGCCGCCCGGGUCCCUGAGCAGUGAAUGGCACGCGUCGCCGACAAAGGCUGUAUUUUUCCAGACUUGCGCCCCGCCCGUGCGCGCGAUGGUCCCCAUGGCGACGCAGAUAGCGCCGCAGCCAUUUUCCUAUCUGCCGGAGUCUAUUAUACGGCGGGAUUAGCUCAUCUCCAGGCAGGUCAAACCCAAAGUCACACAACCUGCGGCGCUGGCCCCGCCCCCGCCCGCCCCUCCCCCUCUCGGGUCCAGCGGCGGCCCGGCGACCCCGGCCCACGGCCCGUGCGCAGGCGCAGAGCGCCACCUGGCGGCCGCUGGGGCCCGGAGACUUCCCUCUCCGACGGCAGAGGUGGGCUGGGCAGGGUCCCUUCCUCCAAAAGGUGGAAGCAAGCAGGUGCUUGGUUUUGUCCCUGGCAGGUACCCAGAACCAGGCUGGCACACAGGGGGUGCCCCAUCAAUGUUUGUGGGAAGGACGGAUGGACAGGAAAUUAUAGACAGGGCCCGACUGCCAAAGGUCACGGCAUAAACUGGCAGCAGAAAACUAUUCGUGUGCAUGGAAGUCAAACUCCCUGGGAACCUGUGCAGGAGCCUCGCAGACCUCUAGGCCUCGCUGCUGCUUCCUACCCCAGCGACCAUCAGUUCUUCCCGUAGGUCAGGACGGCCCACCCUUUCUCUGCGACACCCUGGGAAUUCUGCCUGUCACGCGUGUACCCCCGCCUCCACCCGUGAUAAAGUUGCUGUCCUCUGCCCUGCC
Messenger RNA from Chinchilla lanigera (long-tailed chinchilla), 2138 nucleotides. RefSeq lists its product as uncharacterized. The record is from RefSeq and is a predicted model, not a curated record. The transcript has 3 exons. The coding region runs from base 604 to 1407 and encodes 267 amino acids. Lineage: Eukaryota; Metazoa; Chordata; Mammalia; Rodentia; Chinchillidae.